Messenger RNA from Dicrocoelium dendriticum, 8909 nucleotides. Lineage: Eukaryota; Metazoa; Platyhelminthes; Trematoda; Plagiorchiida; Dicrocoeliidae. The record is from the annotation of a GenBank genome assembly.
AUGGAUGGCACAAGAAAGAAACUCAUGGUGGACGACAGUCAGUCCGUAGCGGAGCUGAUGCGCCUGAUCUGUGCUAAAAUGGGUAUUUACAAUCAUGACGAGUACUCACUGGUCCGCGAGAGGGAGGAGACAGAUAGAGAUCGGGGUCUGACUCUACGCAGGACCACCGUUGGGACGGGAACUGUGGGUCGAGAUCAGGAAAAGAUGGAGAAGCUAAAGCGCAAACUUCAUACUGAUGAUGACAUGGACUGGUUAAAUCCAUCCCAAAGCCUUCGGCAACAAGGUAUCGAAGAGGACGAUAUAUUGCUUCUCAAACGUCGGUAUUUCUUCUCGGACAUGAAUGUUGACGCUCGUGAUCCGGUGCAACUCAAUCUACUUUAUGUUCAGCUCAAAGAUGCCAUUCUGAAAGGCACACACCCCGUUUCACUUGAGGAAGCGGUCCACCUGGCGGCCAUUCAGUGUCAAGUUCAGUUCGGGGAUUAUGUUGCAGAAAGAUUUCGACUUAACUUCUUGGACUUAAAGGACUUUUUGCCUAAAGAAUAUGCAAGGAUUCGUAGUUUGGAGAAGAAAAUCUUUCAACAACACGCCGAAUUUGCAGGGCUUUCGGAGAUUGAAGCCAAAGUGAAAUACUGUCAGUUCUGCAGGUCGCUAAAAACUUAUGGCAUAACCUUUUUCCUUGUUAAGGAGCGUAUCAAAGGCAAAAAUAAACUGAUUCCUCGCCUGCUCGGUGUCACCAAAGACAGUGUGAUUCGUUUGGAUGAAAAGACAAAGGAAGUGCUAAAAAUCUGGCCUCUGACAUCUAUUUCUCGUUGGGCGGCCUCUCUGCACGCUUUUACUAUGGAUUUUGGUGAGUAUUCACCGGAUGAUUGCUACACUGCGCAGACCUCAGAAGGCGAGCAGAUCUCACAGUUAAUUGGGGGCUACGUUGACAUCAUCACAAAAAAGCAGAAAGCCAAAGAUCACCCGGGCUUGCAAGGGGACGAAGAAUCCGCUAUGUAUGAGGAAAACGUACGUGCCGAGAGAGCUACCAUUAUCCAACACCAGCACUUACCUUCAAGUCGUGCCCGAGGGAAGGAUGCUCUCCUCAACGGAGUUGCAGAUGGAGUUGUGCUCGACGGAACUGAAGAUUUAAUACACAUGACCUCGGGCGUGACGCAAACCAAUGGGUGGUCCCAGCACCGCCUGGUGGCCGAUACAUCGGAAAUCAUUGACAGUGGACCUAUGAAUACCGCUAUGGCACGUGUUGGACGUCAAGUUUCUCCGGAUGACUUCAUGAUUGGCGGUACACACAUUUUCCACUACCAAAAAAUGAGUCCCGCUCAACGUUCUCUGCUUCACACUAUCAACGAAGACAUGGAAACUCUUCAAGCAGCGAAGGAACAGUUGAAUCUUGAGUCAACGGAAGACCGCAGUUUAUUGGGAGUCGGCUCGGAUGAGGCUUCCAAACGUUGGCUCAGCGAGUCGAUCGGAGCCAGUCAAGCGAAAGUGACGGACGAAAUGGGUGCCAUGAAUACCGCUGUUGCCCAGGCUCUCCGUUCAGCAAAUCGAGCUGAAACAUUUGAGUCCGGUACAUCCGGACAGUCUGCACUUGGUCUAAGUGCCGACCCUGGGGAUGACCUCAUGAUGAUGCAGCAGUCUUUCCGUGUGGUGACCAUUCACUUUCCUGCCUUCGUCGACGACGUCAAACGGGUGGCGUUUCUUCGCCGGGAGGCGGAUGCCGUGCGGGCCGAUCGGACUGGAGAACCAGUUGUCAGAGAAUGUGCAGCAGAGUCGACUCAGAAUCUGUUAUCCGCAGCUCGCAAUGUAGCGGACGCAUUUACCAAUCUGUUGGACUCUGCUCGACCGCUGGCGACUGGACAAACCCGUGAAGAAAUUGUUGAUAGUAUGGACAACGGAACAGCUCCCUCUUCGGUCGCUGUCACGACAGCAGUGGGGCCCGUGUCAAGCGCCUCACGGAAGGCGAUCAUUGAGGCAGCCAGCCGAGUGGGUGAGGCAAGCAACGACCUUCUGUGCCACGUGAUGCACGGUGCCGGAGAUGAGGAUCAAGAUAGCACUUUGCUCGUUUUGACUGAAGAAGAACGACUAUUCAAGGAUCAGCUACUUGGGCUUGCGAAAGCCGUAGCUAAUACAACGGCAGGCUUGGUAGUGAAGGCAAAAAAUCUCGCAACACAGCCUGCACUGGAUCCAGAAGCGCAACAACGCGUAAUCGCUGCGGCCACACAAACAGGACUUUGCACUAGUCAGCUGGUCGCUUGUACGAAGGUUCUCGCGCCUACUAUCCAUCAACCAUCGUGUCAGCAACAGUUGUGCGAAGCUGCUCGGGAAGUCUCUUGGGCAGUUGACGGUAUAGUUCAAGCCUCGAGAGCUGCCGGUCUUACUGCUUCGGAGCAAUCGGCUCACAUACAACAGCAAGAUGUUCAGGACGCUAUAUUGGAUACAGAGACAGCUGCUACUGAGGUCCGGGAUGCAUUGGAUCAACUAAACGCCCACUUGCUGAAGGCUUCUCCCAAGGCAUAUUCAGGUGAUGCUUUGGACAACUUCCAACUCGCAUACGAUAGCCUGCAACAGUGCCACAAUCAAGAUGGUCAGCGUAUGGUAGCGUCUGCUCGUCGUCUUGCGCAGGCCACCGCGCAAACGAUUGCCGAUAUUAAAGCUCAAGCCGAGCUGGCCACCGAUGAUCCGGAUCGCCAGAAUCGUCUUUUCUCUGCUGCCAAACAGUUGGCGGAUGCCACCACUGUGUUGAUCGGGGCUGCCAAGGCAUGUUCUGCUAAUCCGGACAACUCGGCGCUACAAGGGGAUCUUCGUGUAGCUGCAGAAAAUCUGAACUCGGUCGCCUACUCAGCUACCGCCGAACUGAUGCACUCUCGCCUCAUUCGUAGUCUGCAGACGUCAGCAAGGGCGGCUGUCACCGGAGCCACUCAGUUGGUGAAUGUUAGCCAAGUUGCCGCAAAGCAGUGCCGCGGAAACAGUUACCAUGUCACGAUGGAUGGCAAAAUUCUGAACGACCUCAUCCCCCGGACUGUGAUUAGCAUCAGAGAGUCACGUGUGUAUCCAGACGAUCCAAUGACUCAAAUGGCACUCAUCGAAGCCUGUGAGAGAUUCGUUUCGCCUUGUGAGGCAUUGGUCCGCUCAAGUCGUUCGAUCGCACCCACAGUUACUGAUCCUACGACUCAAGCCGCCUUGGAGAAUACCACGGCCCGCCUAUCCUCGGACGUGGAGGUGCUGCGUUUAUGUUUGGCUCGAUUGGCCCCGCUUUUACGUCACCUUCAGUUUGAAGGGGCUCUCGCCCGACUUUCUAACCUAUCUUCAAAGGCUACCGUGAUUGAGACGAGCUUGAGACGGGGCACUUUGGUUCCUUUGCCGGAUGAAAAGGUUGAGGAUUGUUUCAAUCUUCUAAACACAAGUGUUCAUGACGCCACGGUAUCUGCCAACGAGUUGCAAUCGAUGAUCAGUGGGUUAGUACGGAUGGACUCGGACAUGGGCGGUAGUUUUGAUGCCUGCGGCAUGUCAGCCGUCUCGUUGGCCUCGGCAAUGGCAGGCUUGGUGCAAGCCACUCGGGGAAUCGUGGCUCAUGAAGGCACCACCAGAACAACAACUGACGAUCGUACAACUGCUUUCAUACCAGUGGUGGAAUCCACACGCCUGGCUGUUACACAGGAUACUCGUGAAGCUGUUCAACUGGCCUACGAAUUGGUUAAGGCGGCGAGUGACUCUCGAUCAGCAUGUGACUCUGAUCCAUCUCUUAGUUUGCCUACCGUCCUCAGCCACAGUGAACAAUUACAUGCGCAACUUUUAGAUGCUUUGAGUCGAUGUCUGCGCGGCCUACCCGGACAUCGUGAAAUCGGCGAGGCUACGCAUCUGAUAGGGGAACGGCGAGAACGGUUGGUUCAGCUGUCCCAUUCAGCUCCCACACGAACAGUGCAAUGGGUGGAACCUGAAAUGUACGAGCAAACGCAGUCGGAUCUAACGCGCGGCGCUGUUGAGUUCAAUCAAGCCACUGGUGACCUUAUGUCUUCCUACUCUCCCGGAGCAUUCCGCCGCACGACGAAACGCUUCACUGGCGCCUACGAUUAUCUCACUGAGAAAGGUAUUGAGCUGUCAGAAAUUGCACCCAUUCCCCCCGAUAAUCAUCGGCCGGAGUUCACUCCUGUCAAUCAGGGUCUGUUGGACGGUCUCGUCGAAGUAUCGGACCAGAGUAACGCAUUGAUGACCGAGGCUGGUCGGGUCUGUGCUCAUCCUGAGCAGCAAAGUACUCGUGAUCGGUUCCAGAUGGCUGCACGUGAUGUAACCGAAAGCAUCAGUCAGCUGCUCACAUUCUGCACAUCUGCCGUCACUCCCGAACAAAGAGAGUGUGAACUCGCUUUCAAGCGACUUGAUGCCUUGCGUCCUCUUUUGGAGAACCCAAAUCGACCUCUCAGUUCCCAAACCUACUGCGAAUGCGUGGAUGAGGUGGCCAAAAGUCUGUCGCCGCUUGCUGACAGUCUUCGCGGAAUGUCUAAUGCUGCCAAGGAGAAGUAUGGCCAGGAGUUCGGAAUUUCUGUGCGCCAAUUCGCAACUUCCAUGUGUCGAUUAAUUGAGGAAACAGCUCAGGCUGCCUACCUGAUUGGAUUGGCUGAUCCUCGGUCUGAACCUGGUCGUUCUUCAAUAAUCGACACUCAGCUGCUCUUGCGCACCCAGAACGACAUACAGCAGGCUUGCAACGGCAUCUGUGAUCCUUCAGUCAAUAGUCGUCAGAUUGUGGCCCUAUCCACGGAAAUGGCUCGCAGUGCAAAAGUGUUGUGUGAGGCAUGUAGUACUGUCUCUACUCAAACGACCAAUCCUGAAGCCCGACAAAAAUUGAAUGCCCUCACUCGAGAAACCAUGCAGGCAAUCACCGCUCUCAUCCAACAUCGUGGAAGCGUUGCUCCAAACGGCGAAUGGGCUGAGGCUAGUCGUCAAACCACUCUGGCCAACGCUCAGACAGUUUCUUCUUCCGUAGGCCGCUUGGUUCACUUGGUCACCCAGAGUCCACAAUUUGCCGGUCAGGUGGCGCGAAUCACGGAUGAAGCCAAGGAGGCUCAGCGACCAGUCUGUUCCGCUGGUUUGACUGGCCUUAACGCAGCACAAACUGUGCUGCGCGCUGCUCAAACAUUAAAUACAAGUGGUCGCUCGGGACGCUCGGAGUCCGCAUUCUUCACUUUUUCCUCUGCCAGCAAGGAACUUUCCGAAAGCAUCAAGGCCUUGGCUGCCGCAAUGAGGAGCCACGCACCAGGACAGCGUGAAUGUCAACAUGUUCUGGACACUGUUGCCCAAUUGAUGCAGGAUAUUCAGCGUGCCAAAAUGGCCAGUAUCGAGGAUCGUUUUCAACCCCAUCGAGAGUUAAGCGAAGAAGGCUUCCAAAAGCAACUGGCGGCUAGUGCUCGAGCUCUUUUGGACUCCGCUCCCACACUGGGGCGGGCUGCGCGGUCCGAGGCAGAGCAGUUGGCUCAUGCAGCUCGGGUGAUCGACUCCUACCUCCCGGGUUUGACUUCAAGCGCGAUUGCAGCGGCCUCACGAUCCUCUCUACCAAGCACUCAAUUGGUCUAUCUGGAGCACACGAGUGCCGUGCUGGAAGCAGUCGAUCAGCUGAUUACCGUGGCCAAAGACGCGGGUGGAAACCCAAGGGCCGUGCACGUCCAUAGUGCGCUUGAUGAGGCAGUUCGAAGCUUAAUGGAUUCAUGCGAGGAUUUGUUAACUGCCUUGGAUGAUAUCGCUUCACGUCAGGGUCAUGUGAGCACACUCAUGGACACACUGAAUCGCUCAAUGUCUCGGACAGAUGAUGUUGUUCAGGUGCCUGAUGAUGCUCGGUUUUCUGAUUACCACUCUCGAUUGAUACGCAUCGCUCGCCACAUGGAACAACUCAACCAGGUUAUUCAACUCCGUGCCCGCCAACAGUUGUCGGAAGGCGAAUUAACUCCAUUGGCACAUUCUCUUACGCAGGAAUUUCAAGAGAUGUGCCAGGCAUCUAAGGGGGCCGCGGCCACAAUGCACAACGCUCGCAAAGCCGAUGACCUGCGCGCAGUAGUGAAAGCCGUUGGCACUGCAACAGCGAACUUGAUCCAAGCUACCGCGGCGAGCCGACCAUUCGGUGGGGAGUCUCAGCAAAUGCCGCUCAGUCAGGACCGGGGAGUUGCCGAACUGGACAAACGGGCAGAAUGUCUGAAUGCCAAGCUCCGGGAGUUGCUCGCUUUGCUGGACGUUCUGGGUCCGAAUACACAGGCUUGUCUACAAUCGGCCAACACAGUAAGUGGGAUCAUUGCGGAUUUGGACACAACCAUACUAUUCGCUAGCUCUGGCACACUGCACCCACCAAUUCACGAUGAUGUGGACGCAGUCAUGGGUCCAGAGGGCUAUCGUAUGCCGCGUGCAUUUGCUGGUGCCGGGGAGGCUCUCACACUUCACGCUGCUCGCCUUGAUACGUCAAGUGCGGCCGACUAUUCCUCAGAUGGCUUUGGAACUGUACGUGGGAGCAUCGUUCGCACAGCCAAAGCGUUGGUGGACGACACACAGUCCCUGGUCAGCGGAACUGGUGAAGAUCAAGCGCGUUUGGCCAGCACUGCCCAUGUCGCUGUGGAACGAGUUGCGCAGCUGGCUGACGUAGUGAAGAAAGGUGCUUCCCUCAUCGGCCCCGGUCAACCAGAUACACAGGUGGAACUGCUCCUCGCUUGCCGAGAUGUGGCGUGUGGGGUCCGUGACACACUCCAAUCCACAAGUCAGACAACGGUGGGUGCCCCAACUGAUCCGGUGCAUGAAGAAGUCCGAGCCAACGUACAGACGACCUUAUCCAACAUUGAAGCCCUGUUGAACAAAGUGAAGAAUGUUGAGGACGACGAACGUCGUGGUGUCCAGGCACUAGCAUCAGCAGCCAGGUAUUGCCGCGAACAAGCUACCCAGCUGAACCAACCUCUUGAUCCGGACUCCUUGCUCACUCCUUUGAGUUCCCGCAAGUCUGUUCCUAGCGUAGCCAGUGUGUCCGCAGUGAGUGGAUCAUCCUCACUAAUCGCUCGUUACCUGGCCCCAGAUGAUUUGGCACGAGCUGCUUCCGGGCCGUUGCAAAAUGCCGUCUCGAAAGUGAUUCUUGCCGGCAACACGCAAACGCAGCGCGAUAUGCUGAACGCCGCCGCAACAGCAAGGGAUGUUGUGACGGAUUUGAUUUGUGCCACAAAGGCUUUGCUACGAUAUUCGGAGGCAACGGCGGAGACGAAGACCGCAUGCACUGCAGCCUCGCGAGGAUUGGCCGAGGGAUUUGCUGUGCUUCUCGACGAGCUGUUAGCGGUCAUCCUCCCGGAACGCAAGUCCACCAGUCAUUCGUCUAUUGCCGAUGCUGCCCGACGCGUUGCAGAUCUCUCCCACACUUUGCUCAAUUUGUUGGACAAAUUGCGGGAUGGUCCCCGAUUGGUCAUGUACUUCCGAGCGAGCAGUCCUGAAUGGCGGGAUGUUGCCGAAAAGUUCAUUGGAAGACAUGUUGCAUACCAUCAUCACUACGCCUCAGCCUACACUAUUGCCGGACCUGGUUCGACGCGCUCUGCUUACUUUCGGCCUACCUGUUUCCCUCUGCCCAUUCACCAAAAUGUUCCGGACAGCAGCGGACCUGAGGGAGUCAACGACGAAUCAGAGGCUCGCAUAAGCGCUGCCGUGCAGCAGCUUGAAUCUGCCAUGGUGGAAGACCUUGGAGAAGAUCGCAUGUCACUACUGCGGUUUGCUCACUCAACAGCCUCUGCCACCCUGGGUCUAAUUAGAAUGGUUCGAUCCGUCGGGCUUGCGCCUCCCUCCGAGGCAGCUGAUCGCGUUAGACAGGCCGUCGGCUCAAAUCACAGGAGCACCACGUCCGCUUCGCUCUGGCGUAAUGAACUAGCUGUCUCAAUGGCCACUCAAGAUUUGUGCCAUCUAGCUCAGCUCUAUUCCGAUACUUUACAUGGUGAGCGGUCACGGACCGUUUCCGCGGACUUGUUUGCCACCGCUGCUCGCUUGGAUCCAUCAAGAGAGCAUCUCCUGGGUGCCGUACGUCGGGUAGCUGCAGCGAGCGCGCAGCUCCUCACGUCUGUCAGUACCAGAAAGUUCGCGCGCACCGCUGGUGAUGUUCAAAAUUUGCAGGCUGCUGCGCAAGCCGUUAAAGAGGCUACCGACAAGUUGUCAGCUUACGUGCAACAUGACCAGUUCACAUGGGUUGCCAGUGACCCGCAUCUAACUUCAUCACUCAGUCCCACUCUGCAGAACGUUAUUACUACUCAAACGAUGAUACGAUCACGUCAGUCGGAGUUGGAGGAGUUACAAAAGCAGCUGGCUCAUCUACAUGAGGAGCAAGUGCGGACACAUCCUGAUCUGUUCGGCGAAUUGUAACCAUUUUGACACGACUAAACCCCAAUCCGCUUGUACGCCAAUCCCACUCCACUUACCGCAGCUGGUCUCUCGUGUACAUAACUCCUUUGCUUCCCGUCAUCGAUGUGAUGUGAUUCUAGCACUAUGCAAAAGCGGCCUGAACUCUGAAAUUAUUUGCUGCUUCACACUUUGUGAUCUGUUAGUUUUUUCACGAUAGAUGCUCCUCUGUGUCGCACUUUAUUCUACUCUGUCUUGUCACUUGUUCUCUCCUUCCAAAGUGCCUCACACCCUUCACCCAUUGUCUGCACUUAACUUUGCAAUUGUGGCUCCGCUCUGCGUGCUCAUCGUUACCAGUGGGUUUCUGUUUUAUUUUUUUGGCGUAGCUCUUACUCAUGGGUUCUCAGCAUAUCUCGUCUCUGCUCGCUUUGGACCAUUAUUUGGCCACUAGUUCUCACCCUGUCUCCCAUCAGUGUUUUAAUUGCAGCUCUUGACAGUGUCAUUUACCUGUGCCUUCCAACCAAUAUCAUUUCCGACCUAAUAAUCAAUACUAACGAUUGCAUCCGCUUCGACCU